Aquila chrysaetos chrysaetos is the source of this 2342-nucleotide messenger RNA. RefSeq names its product serpin B6-like. Gene Ontology annotation, cellular component: cytoplasm. The transcript is spliced from 9 exons. Gene Ontology annotation, molecular function: serine-type endopeptidase inhibitor activity. Gene Ontology annotation, biological process: negative regulation of endopeptidase activity. NCBI's taxonomy places the organism in Eukaryota, Metazoa, Chordata, Aves, Accipitriformes, Accipitridae. Bases 265 to 1404 code for a protein of 379 amino acids. The record is from RefSeq and is a predicted model, not a curated record.
GGGGGUGGGGGACUGUGACGGUUCCCCGCGGCGGUGGCGGACAUUUUGUCCGGAGGGGCUGCGGCGGUCGGCCGACGGGGAAACGCCGCAGCUGCCGGCGAACCCCGGGGCCACGGCUGAGGAGAGCGCCGGGCUCCCGCCCUUUCCCUCAGCAGGGCGAUACUUCCGGGAAAGGGAAGGGCCCCGGGGGGUCAAAUCAUUCUGCUGACUUCUCCCAGACUGGCUGUUAGGUUUAAAACACAACGUGCACACGUGCUCUGAACCAUGGAUAGCCUCUGUGCAGCAAAUACCACUUUUGCACUCGACCUCCUAAGAAAGCUGUGUGAGAACAAAAGCGGGCGGAAUCUAUUCUUUUCUCCUUUUAGUAUUUCUUCUGCUUUGUCCAUGAUUUUGCUGGGUUCAAAAGGUAACACCGAAGCCCAAAUAGCAAAGGUGCUUUCUCUGAACAAAGCCAAGGAUGCUCACAAUGGGUAUCAAUCGCUUCUCACUGAAAUUAACGAUCCAAACACCAAAUAUAUACUGAAAACUGCUAACCGACUUUAUGGAGAAAAGACAUUUGAGUUUCUCUCGUCAUUUAUAGAGUUGAGUCAGAAAUUCUACCAUGCUGGACUAGAACAGACUGACUUCAUACAAGCUUGGGAGGAUUCCAGAAAACAAAUAAAUGGCUGGGUAGAGGAAAGAACUGAAGGUAAAAUUCAGAACCUGUUGGCAGAGGGGAUUCUCAAUUCACUGACCAGACUUGUGUUGGUGAAUGCCAUCUAUUUCAAAGGCAGCUGGGAAAAGCAGUUCAACAAAGAGAGAACAGCAGAAAUGCCAUUUCAGAUUAACGAGAAAGAGACCAAACCUGUGCAGAUGAUGUUCAAGAAGGAUAGAUUUAACAUGACCUAUAUUGGGGACUUCCAGACCAAAAUCCUUGAGCUCCCUUACGUUGGUAACGAACUCAGCAUGAUCAUCCUGCUCCCCGAUGCAAUCCAGGAUGGAUCCACUGGCUUGGAAUGCCUGGAAAGAGAACUUACGUAUGAGAAGCUGAUAGAUUGGAUCAAUCCUGAAAUGAUGGACUGUACAGAGGUGAGGGUGUCUUUACCCAGAUUUAAACUGGAAGAAGAUUAUGAUCUGAAACCCCUUCUGAGCAGCAUGGGAAUGCCCGAUGCGUUUGAUUUAGGGAAGGCAGACUUCUCGGGGAUCUCAGCUGGCAAUGAGCUGGUGCUCUCUGAAGUGGUUCACAAGUCCUUUGUGGAAGUCAAUGAAGAAGGCACUGAAGCGGCAGCUGCGACGGCAGGAGUGGCGAUGAUGCGCUGUGCAAUGAUCGUUCCAGAAUUCACUGCUGAUCAUCCCUUCCUCUUCUUCAUCCGGCACAACAAAACUUCCAGCAUUUUGUUCUGUGGCAGAUUUUGCUCCCCCUAAAAAGGAGAUGCCUUGCCAGAAGAGCUGCCAUUACACACUAACUUUGUUUCUUUAGAAUAGGGCUACUCUUUUUGCACCAACUGUCUUUCAACUGUGCCUGAAUCCACUUCUGUGGUCUUCAUCUCAGGCUUGGAUAGAAUAACAGAGCUGCUUAGACAUACACAGCAACUGCCAUUUAAAACAGUUCUUGCCCUGUGCACCUGAGUGCAGAGGUCUGCAACUUCUUGCUGACACAAGAAACGUCCCACUUGCUCAGUGAACACUUUGUCUGUUCUUGCAGUUCCCAUUGCAACUUCACUUUUUGUGGCUGUCAGGCAGUGAGUCAGGCAGUGACAUCCAAGGAAGGGAAGAAGUUAAUUUUGUUUCUGACUAGGCUGGAGCACAUCUUUAGCUUCCCUCCACCUUUUCCCUCCCAUCCCCAGUUUUUCUUUUUUCUUUUUUUUUUUUUUUAACCCUCCCUCUAGCCUCAUCCAUUUAAUGUUUUGAUACAUUCCCCAGAGAUGAAAGGAGUCUUUUGCAGUCUGUUCCAAGUGUUGCUAAGCAUCCUGACUAGACAGAUUCUCUCUUUUUUUUUUUUAUAACAACUGGACAAGCACUUAGGCAAGAAUGGAAAUAAAAGUAUGUCUUUGUACCAGAUGCCCUUAUAGGGUAUUCAGGGGGUGAGGAUCAUUGUUUUAUCACCACAGGACACCUGGGUUUAUUACCUAUCACCGAGUUCUAGUCCUUUAACAAAGAAUGUAAUGAAAAAGCGUGUGGUGCCUAUGCAAUAUUGAAUGACAAAGCUUUAAUUUUUUGCUAUUGUUAUAUAUUUUUCCUAUUCAUAGUCUCUUAAACAUUUUAUUUUAACUGAAUAAUACCAAAGACAUAGUUGAAAUAGCUUUCCUAAUACAGUUGUUUGGUUUGCUGUUUCUGUUCCUGAAAUAAAAGAACUAAAAUGC